UAUAAGCAGACCUGGGAAGAUAGACAAAAGAGUGACUACAAUGACUUCAGCAGUCCUGGUGGACAUCCGAGAUGAAGUCACUUGCCCUAUCUGCUUGGAGCUCCUGACAGAACCCCUGAGCAUAGAUUGCGGUCAUAGCUUCUGCCAGGCCUGCAUCAUAGGAAACAGUGAUAAUUCAGUGCUCGAUCCAGAAGGGAAGAGCAGCUGUCCUGUGUGCCGGACCGUCUACCAGCCUGGGAACCUCCGUCCUAACCGGCACCUGGCCGCCAUAGUGAAAAGGCUCAGAGAAGUGGUGUUAGGCCCUGGAAAACAGCUCGAGGUCAUUUUUUGUGCGCUUCAUGGAGAGAAACUUCAACUUUUUUGCAAGGAGGAUGGGAAGUUAAUUUGCUGGCUUUGUGAGCGAUCUCUGGAGCACCGUGGUCAUCACACAUUCCUCAUGGAGGAGGUAGCACAGGAGUACCAGGACAUGUUCCAGGAGUCUCUGAAGAAGCUGAGGAGGGAGCAGCAGGAAGCCGAGAAGCUAAAAGCUCUUAUCCAAGAGAAGAGGGAAUCCUGGAAGAGUCAGAUGGAGCCUGAGAGACACCGGAUCCAGACAGAGUUUAAUCAGCUCCGAAGCAUCCUGGACAGGGAGGAGCAGCGGGAACUGAAGAAACUGGAAGUGGAAGAGAGGAAGGGGCUGAGCAUCAUAGAAAAGGCCGAGGGUGACCUGAUCCACCAGAGCCAGUCACUAAAAGACCUCAUCUCAGACCUGGAGCACCGGUGCCGGGGGUCCACAGUGGAACUGUUGCAGGAUGUGGGUGACGUCACAAAAAGGAGUGAGUUCUGGACCUUGAAGAAGCCCCAAGCUCUCCCCACCAAGCUGAAAAGUUUGUUUCGAGCCCCGGAUCUGAAGAAGAUGCUGCGAGUCUUUAGAGAGCUGACAGACGUCCAAAGCUACUGGGUGGACGUGACUCUGAAUCCACAGACGGCUAAUUUAAAUCUUGUCCUGUCGAAAAACCGGAGACAGGUGAGGUUUGUGGGUGCCAAGCUGUCGGAGCCGUCUAGUCUGGAAGAACAUUAUGACUGUAGUGUCCUGGGUUCUCAGCACUUCUCCUCAGGAAAAUACUACUGGGAAGUGGAUGUGACCAAGAAGACGGCGUGGAUCUUGGGUGUAUGCAGUACCCCUGUGGAACCCAUGUUCUCCUUCAGCCAGUACUCCAGCAAGCAGGGAGCCUACUCUCGGUAUCAGCCACAGAGUGGAUACUGGGUGAUAGGUUUGCAGCGCAAGCACGAGUACAGAGCCUAUGAGGACUCCUCCCCAUCCCUACUCCUCUCCAUGACGGUGCCACCUCGACGCAUAGGGGUUUUCUUAGACUAUGAGGCUGGCACGGUCUCCUUUUAUAAUGUCACAAACCAUGGCUUGCCCAUCUACACCUUCUCCAGGUAUUACUUCCCUACUGCCCUUUGUCCGUAUUUUAAUCCCUGCAGCUGUGUAGUCCCGAUGACUCUGCGGCGCCCAACUUCAGCCUCAGAGGUGAGGACAGGAAGGGACAGGGGCAGCAUAAUGGCCUCAACAGAUCAGACAGAUGUACAGAAGGAGGCCACUUGCCCUGUCUGCCACGUGCUUUUGAUAAAACCCUUGAAUCUAGGCUCUGGCCACCAUGUAUCCCAAGCCUGCCUCACCGUGAAGAAGACUGCAGUGACCAACCCCAGACGGAAAAGCGUCUGUCCUAUGUGUGGCAAUAGAUUCUCAUUUGAAAAUCUACAGGCUCAUAAGCAUCUGGCAGAUGUAGUAGAGAGACUCAGGGAAGUCAAGUUGAGCCCUGACAUUGGGGAAAAGGGAGAUCUCUGUGUACACCAUGGAGAGAAACUCCUUCUCUUCUGUCAAGAGGACAAGAAGGUCAUUUGCUGGGUUUGUGAGCGUUCUCAGGAGCAUCGUGGUCACCACACCUUCCUCCGGGACGAAGCAGUCAGGGAAUGUCAGGAGAAUCUCCAGAAAGCUCUCCAGAGGCUGAGGAAGGAGCAGGAGAAGGUGGAAACAUUGGAAGCUGACAUCAAAGAAGACAGAAUUUCCUGGAAGCACCAGAUCCAGACCGAGAGACAAAGGAUCCAAACAGGCUAUAAUCAACUUAGAAGAAUCCUGGACAAGGAGGAACAGAACGAGCUGAAAAGACUCAGGGAAGAGGAGCAGAUGAUACUAGACAGCCUGGCAGGGGCAGAGGCUGAGCUGGCUCAGCAGAGCCAGUUGGUGGAGGAACUCAUCUCAGAUCUAGAGCGUCGGUGUGAGUGGUCAGACACAGAGCUGCUGCAGGAUGUAAGCGGUAUCUUGAAAUGGAGUCAGAUCUGGACACUGAAGAAGCCAAAAGCAGUUUCUAAGAAACUGAAGAUGGUAUUCCAAGCUCCUGAUCUAAGUGGCAUGCUACAAAAGUUUAGAGAGCUAACAGCUGUCCGGGCCUACUGGGCGGACUUCACGUUUAAUCCAGAAAACCUAAAUUUGAAUCUUAUUCUUUCAGAAGAUCAUAGACAAGUGACAUCUGUGCCCAUUUGGCCCUUUAAGUGUUGUAAUAAUGGUAUCUUGGGCUCCAAAUGUUUCUUGUCAGGAAAACAUUACUGGGAAGUGGAUGUGUCUGAAAAGAAUGCCUGGACCCUGGGAGUUUACUCUAGAAAACGUACUUUGAAGUUUGAUGUUAGACGAUGCAGCAAAAGUCAGCCAAAUGGUUACCACAGAUACAAACCUCAGAAUGGCUACUGGGUUAUAGGGUUACAGGAUGGAUCAAAGUAUAGUAUCUUUGAGGAUUCUUCCAACUGUGACCCUACAGUUCUGAACCCCUUUGUGGCCACCCCUCUCCAUCGGAUUGGGGUUUUCCUUGACUGUGAAGAGGGCAUAGUGUCCUUCUUCAAUGUCACAAACCACGGGUCGCUCAUUUACAAGUUUACCCAAUGCCGCUUUUCCCAACCUGCCUAUCCAUACUUCAAUCCUUGGGACUGCCCAGCCCCCAUGACCCUCUGUCCUCGGAACGCCUGAGUUUUCUCGUUCUCAUCAGUUUCUGAUCUUCCUGCCUUGACGCUCACCUUCUGGAUGUACCUGUGCGGUUUGGGCACCUCUUUCCAUAGUCUCCUUUCUGUCGUGCUUGGAUGUGGUAUAUCCGACAUCAUUUAGAAAAGAUGCUUACCACUUACUCUAACUCAUAUUCUCAAAGACAGUGAGUCAAGUCUAAAGCUGGGUCAGUAUAACAUCUGUGCCCUCUGACUUCCAUAUUUCCCUUUGUCUUGAAGAAAGUUGACAAAGUCUGUUAGGCACUAGCUCAUUGCUGCUGUUUAAGACAUUCCGUAAGAACUGGCCCCUGGCCACAACUAAUGAAUUUUUAACAAUGUGUUGCUCAGGAUAUGUCAUGUUCAACAGGAAGUCAAGGAAUAGGUAACGUGAACAGCAAUAUGUAGCCUAGAGUUGAGGAUAUGUCUAGUAUCAAAUUCAAAUGCUGCAUCUUGUAAACUAAUAAAUUCUGAGGUUCUUAAACUAAAAAUUAAAGUGCAUCUGACUUAAGAUCAUUGUAUGAAACUAGAGAUUUGUAAAUAUAAAAUACCCACUUGACUGCCUGGUCCAUAAGAAACAUGGUCCUAUAGUCCUUUGUACUCAAUGAAAUAUCUUGUUGGAGUAUUUUAAAUACCUGUUGUCUUCAAAUGCUAGUUUUUCUUCCUUGCCAGUUUGAUUUCAUAUGUAUAACCUCAUGUGGAGUGUGUCUGGUUUUAAAAAUAAAAGGUUGGUCUUCAGUG
This is a messenger RNA of Rattus rattus (black rat), 3753 nucleotides long. It is a transcript of the gene Trim6, whose product is annotated as tripartite motif containing 6. NCBI's taxonomy places the organism in Eukaryota, Metazoa, Chordata, Mammalia, Rodentia, Muridae. Gene Ontology annotation, molecular function: protein binding; zinc ion binding. The record is from RefSeq and is a predicted model, not a curated record.